This is a messenger RNA of Acanthocheilonema viteae, 888 nucleotides long. NCBI's taxonomy places the organism in Eukaryota, Metazoa, Nematoda, Chromadorea, Rhabditida, Onchocercidae. The record is from the annotation of a GenBank genome assembly.
AUGUUUUCAAAAGGAAAUUUGAAAAAUCCGAAGGAAAAACAACAGCAACAGAAACAAAGACAACAGCAACAAGAGCGCCAACUCCAACAAUCACAAAACCAACAACAACAACAACAACAACAACAACAACAACAACAACAACAACAACAACAACAGCAGCAGCAGUAUCAUCAACGAGAAUUUCAACUUCAACAAGCUCCGCAACAACAAUCAACAACAAAAAAGGAGGAAAUUAAUAUUAAUUCAGGACGAAUCAGUGAACGUUUGAUAAUUCGUACAACAACGUUUACAGGCCAACGAUUACGAUAUACUCGACCUUUCCGAUCAGCUGAACCACGAUCAUGUCAUUCAAAACGUUAUCAAAAAUGUCACUCUGAUGGUACUUCUCAUCUCUCCACUCUGAGAAAUUUCGUUGAAAAUCACCCGAUAACAAUGAACACUCGAAUCGAUCGGACGUUUCAAUCAACUUCGUCCAUAAAUGAUCCGUGUGAUUUAUUUGAUAAAAAAGACUAUAAAAUAUUUACAAAAGCCUUAUCAUCGAAAAAUUUUGUUUCAAAUAAUGAUGGAAGUAAAAGUAAUGAGAAAUUGAUUGCUUCCAAGCGUGAUAACCUAUCGAUUGAUAAGAGUGGUGGUAAAAACACCGCUUAUUGUUCAUUUGCUCAACGAUUUCGAGAAAUGAAACCGAUAACUUACGAUUGUCCAAAGAAGAUAACUUCAAUAUUACAGUCCGGAAUGGCCUCUACUGUACCGUCGACAAUAACUACUUUAAAUAGCGACAAAAAUUCAUCACCAAUAUUCAAAAAAUCUCGACAACAAGUUAAGAAGAGUGGCGUUUUCUACAAACAAACACAAUCAUUACCGCCACUGAUUGCAAAUGAUAAAGAUUAA